UGUAUAAGGUGAGAUCUCCUGAGAAAAUGUUUGACCCAAUUAAUUAUAAAAGUGUUAUUUAGGGUAGAAAAGUCCAUGAAAAUUGAGUCCAACUGAUUCAUAGUCAUUCAUAACAACCAAUUUCCUUAUAUAAUGAGUCUUAGAGGUCAAAGUGAAUUAUUGAUGUUCUUGUAAUUAGUCGGUCAGCCGCUGGGGGGCAGCAUCGGUUUAUGAAGCGCAAAGCCUGCAGGAAAUUUAACAGGGAAGAAGUUUGAUUGUUUUUAAGAGUUUGUAGCAACAGGUGGUUGUUUUGCUUUCUUCACUUUAUAUAUCUUUGUUUUUUGUUUUAUAAUGACUUUAUUUUCAUGGAAUCGAGCGAUUGUCACUGUAAACGUUCACGUUUUUCUCUAAAUUCGCACCAAACCGCGUUUUUUCUGAAGCUGAUUCAAGCGAAAGCGGGAAGUUUGAACGGAGUUAGCUAACUUUAGCCCACAUGCUAACAGGUAAAGGCUCACCUGUCGACAUGUUCUCGUCCUCCUCCCCUUCCCUUCCUCACGGCCACAGUUCGGUUCGGUCCUCGUGCGGUUCGGAAACCGCAGAGGUUUUGCUGCGUUCCACUCGGGUUCUUCUUUCGGACCGGAGCCGUGGGUCCGAAUCAGGUCCUCGAUCCGUCCACAUCAGUGUACAGAAGCUACCGGACUCUACAGGGGUUAGGCCGAAGCGAACCGAACCGGAACCAAAACCGAAGAAGCAUACACAUCCUCCAGGGAGCCCGGAGGUAGAACCGGAGCCAGGGUCUUCCUCGCCCGCAGAUGAAGACGUGCUGACAUCGCGCUUCACAGCCGGAGGUCGAGGAGUCGUUCUGGGAGCUCUGAGGAGGCGCUCCAACAGCGCCUCCAACAGGAAGGAGGUGCGAGUGCAGCUGCUCGACCGCAGGACAAAAAAUCCCCAGAACAAUUGUCAAGCUGCAGCUGGGAUCGGGGUGCAGACGGAGACAACUGCUCCUCCCAUCGGGGCUCCGUCGGAUUUGGAGACUCGCGUGUCUCGACUACUUGAAGACAUCCACAACCUGCUGGACUCUCACAGGAGGGACGACAGCAUGGGGCGGAGCCUGAGCCAGCAGACGCUGCAGCACCUGGACGCUCUGCAGAGGCAGCAGCUGCAGCUGCAGGGCCAACUGCUGGAGUCAGCACUCAAGAUAGUGACAGGCCACGCCUCCCCGGCCUCUGAUGUCACACCUUCGGUCCGCCCACAGCGUCUCCAGGUUACAACAGUGAACGGCGACUGCUGCCGGCAGCACGGCUGCUCGACGCACGGACGUCUCCCCGUCGGCACCGCGGCCCCCGAUACGCCCCCCGUUACCAUGGAAACACACCACCGUGACAGCAGGCCCCAGCAGCUAACCAGAGUCGGAGAUGGUCGGCGGCGUCGGAGCGAUCCGAGCGUUUCUGCCGAGGAAGCUCUCGACCUGCAGGCUUUGGCCGGUCAAAGCCAGGAGGCAGCGCGGCGAGCCCAGGAGAUGCUGAGGGAGAUGCAGCGGCUGAAGACGGAGAUGAAGACGCUGAUGACACAGCCUCAAGAACCCACAGAACUCACCAGGCCAGAAACAAAACACCUCCAGGUUCAGCCUCAGUCUAAAGACGAGCCCCAUCAGAACCAGUCCCAUCAGAACCAGCCCAACGACAACCACUCCAGACAACGUCAGUCUAACCAAACAGCACAGCAACAAACCCACCCCCCUUACCACCAGGCCCAGCCUCAGGAGAACCCGACCCAUCAGAACCAGCACCAUCAACCUCAGCAACAGUCUCAUCAGCCCCAUUUCCAACCAGACCAGUUUCACUCCAGACAAUCUCAGUCCAACCGAGCCGCACCGCAGCAGAACCACCCCCCAUACCACCAAAGCCUGUUCCAUCAGGAGAACCCGACCCGUCAGACCCGGUCUGAGCUGCUCCAGAGGAGACCCGCGGCCCCGUCAAAGCUGGAGGAGGCGGGCCGGGUCCUCCGUCAGGCUCAGAGGCAGAAAAAGGUUCUGGAGGAGAACCUGGAGGUUCUGCUGAAAGCCCGAACAGGAGAGGUCCUCCACUGCCAGCUGCAGGCUCUGACGGCGAACAGAGACUACACCGAGGAGGUCCGGAUCAAGAAGGCCGUGGACGCCUGGAUCAGCGUUCUAAACCGAGACACUCAGACUCACGGAUCUCCUGCUCAGAGGUCCACAGAGGAUGCCGUCAGAUCAGCUGAUCCUGAGGGAUCACACCAGAGGGCUGCUGGGAGAGCGAAGCCAGUGAGCACGCUCAGAGGCGCUGGACGGAAACCGGGGAUGGCAGGACCCAACAGAGCGUCCCGAGGAGCCAAAAAGCUGCAGGAGGCGGAGCCUAUCAAAGUCACGAAUAAGCAGCAGCUGGAGUCAGACGCUGAGGCAUUCCUCGCUCGGUUGUACGGCAAAGUUCCUCACGAGGGUCUAAGGAGAACGCUGAAGAAGAGCCCGUACCCUCGCUUCAGCUCGCCUGCAUCGCCACUCGGCAGGAGGCCCCGCCCCCGGCUGGUGGAGAGCGUCAGAGGUGUGAAGCUAAAGUCCUGCAAGACUCAGACCAGUUAUGCUCCGCCCCAACUUCUGGCUCCUCCCAUUGCACCUCUGCAACCACACUCUCCUCUCAGCCCGUCACACUUCUCAUCGCCGGACCCUGUUGGCUCAGCGAACCCCGCGGACGGCGUUCCCGUCGGCAUGGCCGUUCCUCUGGGUCGGCCCAGGAUGGACUCCAGGGUUGAGAUUCCUCAGGAAAUGACAUCAUCGCCUGCUGUUCCUGCCUCCACUGAUGUGGUUACUGUGGAAACCAGAGUACCUGAACCACAGAAGCAGCAUAUGGAACCAGCUGAAGCUCCGCCCCCUUCAUCUGUGGAUAUUUUUGAGGGACAAAGUGAAAAAGAGGAGGAGGAGGAGGAGGAGGAGGGAGCAGCCAUUCCUCCUGACAACACUCAGGAGGAGGCGAGCGGAGUGACGGAGGAGGCGCUGGUUCUGGAUGGAGGUCCGACUCCCUCUCCGGUUCUGUACCACGGACCAGCCUUCCCCCCGACAGCCCUGUCCCCCCCCACCGCCCAGGAUCUGAGCGUCGGCCGGCAGCAGGCGUCUCUGGAGGCCCGGCUGGUGGAGUGGGUGGAGCAGCAGCUGAUGUCCAGAAUUAUUUCAGAAAUGUACCGCCCCCCUCCCCCCGAUCCGGUCCACAGCUACGUCUCCGACCAAUCAGAGCUGGAGGAGCGGAGCCUCGCCUCAGACAUCGUGGAAGCUGCUGGAGGUGAAGGUCUGCAGCUCUUCGUCGACACAAACACACCUGUGGACUCGGACUUGAUCAGACAGCUGGUCAGUGAGGUUCUGACCGAGACCAUAACUCAGAUGUUUGGUGAGAGAGCAGCACCAGAACCAGAACCUCAACCUGAAGAGGAGUCUCUGAAAGCAGCAGGAGGAGAAGCUGAGAUGGAGGAGAACAUGGUUCCUCUGGUUCCUCUGGUUCCUACACCAGUUCUGACCCCAGAACCCAGCAUGACUCGGUCCAGCAGAAACCCCUCACCAAUAACCACCCCCCCUCCAUCCCAACCAUCCAGCCCGGCGAGCCAGGCCCCCCCACAGUCAAUCUCAGGAACAGACCCAGUGGCCACGCCCACCAAUAGCCCAGAGCCCCGCCUCUCCGAACAAACCCCAUCUGAUGUUCACCAGGCCCCGCCCCCACUCCACUGGGAAGACUCCGAGCUGCCAUUGGAUGAGGAGAAACCGGAGGAGGUCAUGAUGGAGAACAAACAGCAGCUGAUCAUGUCAGUAGCAGAGGAGGAACCCCCUCUCAUCUCCCCGUUUCCUCCUCCACCUCCUCCUCCUCCUCUGUCUCCUGCGCCUUCUCUGCCAGCUGGAUCUCCCUCCAGCUCCUCGGAGGAGCCCACAGGAAGCUCCAGCAGCUCCAGCACAGUCACGGCUGAGACGGAAGCCGCUCUGAAGCACAUCUCUGAGGGGGAGCUGCUCAUCAGCAUCAACCAGCAGGAGCUCCUGACGGCAGAAAACGGCAGUUUCUCCAGCUCUCUGCAGGAGGUGCAGGACAUGGAGUUCGACACUUUGACUUCUGGGGAGGUGCGAGGAGGUGACCCUCAGCUCCUGAUGUCUCAGACGGUCUCACACACAGGAAGCGGCCUGCAGCUGGAGACGGAGGAGGAGAUGAGCUUGGGGGAGGUGAGGGACUACGAGACUCCAGGACUGCAUCGGUCUACAAACACGGGCCUCCAGGAGAACAUCUACCUCCACCAGACUGCAGACCUGGAGGAGCCAGGAGUCACUGAGAGGGACGUCCAGGAGUCCUCCAUCAGACCACACCAGGAGCCGAGAGCAGACUCGGAUUCCUCAACCAACGACAUCUUCUGAUUAAAUACCGGUUUAAACAAGAACACGGUGAGGUGAUGCAUUCACUGACCACUGGGAUCAAAUAAACAACUCUCCGUUGUUCCUUUGA
Messenger RNA from Oryzias melastigma (Indian medaka), 4469 nucleotides. RefSeq names its product KIAA0586 ortholog. Gene Ontology annotation, cellular component: ciliary basal body; centriole. The transcript is spliced from 25 exons. Lineage: Eukaryota; Metazoa; Chordata; Actinopteri; Beloniformes; Adrianichthyidae. The coding region runs from base 473 to 4381 and encodes 1302 amino acids. Gene Ontology annotation, biological process: smoothened signaling pathway. The record is from RefSeq and is a predicted model, not a curated record.